AUGAGUUCCUCAGAACCGACCCCGCUCCCCGCCCAUCUUGACCCAAAAACCUACCCACGCACCCACCACGACACAACACAGAACAUCCACAUAACCCUAACCUACGAAACCCUGGACGCAAACACCUCUUUAUCCCAAACUUCCUCACCCGCAGCAGGUGCCAACAUCCUCUUCCUCGGCACAACGCGCGAUACUUUCGAAGGCCGCUCCGUCUCCCAGCUCAGCUACACGGCCUACCCGCCCUUGGCGCUGAAGACGCUAGCGGGGAUCGCCGAGGCCGCUGCCAAGACACAUAAGCUUGAGGGCGUGAGCAUUGCGCAUAGACUCGGGACUGUGCCGAUUGGAGAGGCUUCUAUUGCUAUUGCUGUUAGUGCGGGACAUCGGGGGGCUGCGUGGAGGGCUGGUGAGGAGGUGCUUGAGGCUUGCAAGGAGAAGGCGGAGAUUUGGAAGAGGGAGGAGUUUGUUGAUGGGGGAAUGGAGUGGAGGGUUAAUGCGGAUCGGGAUGCUGAGGGGAGGAUUUUGGGGUCUGAGGGGGUUUAG
Molecule: messenger RNA, 540 nt
Organism: Penicillium hordei
Lineage: Eukaryota; Fungi; Ascomycota; Eurotiomycetes; Eurotiales; Aspergillaceae
Product: molybdopterin synthase catalytic subunit
Exons: 1
Coding region: 1-540 (179 amino acids)
Biological process (GO): Mo-molybdopterin cofactor biosynthetic process
Cellular component (GO): cytosol
Molecular function (GO): molybdopterin synthase activity
Source: RefSeq, a predicted model, not a curated record